Cannabis sativa is the source of this 1500-nucleotide messenger RNA. RefSeq names its product E3 ubiquitin-protein ligase CHIP. Gene Ontology annotation, biological process: positive regulation of proteolysis; proteasome-mediated ubiquitin-dependent protein catabolic process; protein quality control for misfolded or incompletely synthesized proteins. The transcript is spliced from 8 exons. The record is from RefSeq and is a predicted model, not a curated record. Gene Ontology annotation, molecular function: protein-folding chaperone binding; ubiquitin protein ligase activity. Bases 276 to 1118 code for a protein of 280 amino acids. Lineage: Eukaryota; Viridiplantae; Streptophyta; Magnoliopsida; Rosales; Cannabaceae. Gene Ontology annotation, cellular component: cytoplasm.
GUUUGCCGCUUGGGCUUCGUUUGGAAUUUUGAAAAAAGAAAAAUGAAAAUUAAAGAAAUAUUUAUUUAUUUAUUUUUAUUUUGUAUAAAAACGUAAACAAAUGAAAAUCAAAAUUCGUCAACUGGGUCUGGGUAGUUUCUUUCUCCUUCAUUUCGUCUAGAAAUCUCUUGAAUCAAUUGAUUAUCGCCCUAAUUUUUUUUCAAUAGGGAAAAAGAUUAUCCUUUUCGAUUUCGUAGACGAUCAUUUGACGAAAGAAGGAAGUUUUGCAGAAAGAAAUGGGGCCGGGUAUGGGCUUGUCGCCGGCCAAACAAGCGGAGCAACUUAGGAAAGAUGGGAAUCAUUACUUCAAGAAAGGUCGAUUUGGUGCCGCCAUAGAUGCUUAUACUGCGGCAAUUACCCUUUGUCCAAAUGUGCCUGUAUAUUUGACGAAUCGUGCUCUAUGCCAUCUCAAGAGGAAUGAAUGGGCUAAAGUAGAAGAUGAUUGUAGAAAAGCUAUUCAGCUUGACAAAACCUCAGCUAAGGGUCAUUAUAUGUUGGGACUUGCUUUAAUGCAGAGGAAAGAGCAUGCAGAAGGAAUAAGGGAAUUGGAGAAGGCUUUGGACCUUGGGAGAGGUGCUGACCCCAAGAGUAAUAUAGUGGAUGAGAUUUGGCAAGAGCUUGCAAAAGCAAAAUACCUGGAGUGGGAGCAUGCAUCUACGAAGCGUUCAUGGGAAUUGCAGAAUUUGAAAGAUGCUUGUGAAAUCGCACUCAAACAGAAAUACUCACUUGAUGAUUAUGAAACAGAGGGGUUUGUUGAUGAAGCUUCUGCAACUCUGAUUGACCAGUUAAAGACUCUAGAAAGCGUUUUUCAGAUAGCUCAAGAUGCAGACACAUUACAAGAGGUGCCAGAUUACCUAUGUUGUAAAAUUACGCUAGACUUAUUCCGUGAUCCGGUCAUCACUCCUAGUGGUCUUACAUAUGAGCGAUCUGUGAUUAUGGAGCAUAUCUCAAAGGUUGGUAAAUUUGAUCCGAUUACCCGUGAGGCUCUUGAUGAAGACCAGCUAAUUCCUAACUUGGCCAUAAAGGAAGCUGUCCAAGCCUUUUUAAGCAAACAUGGCUGGGCUUAUAGAACAGACUGAAAAAAGGUUGACUCAUUUGGCACCCGUGGAAUUGACAGUCUUUACAAGUUCAGCACUCGUCUUCUGGUUGUUCGAUUCUGUAAAGCAUCUUUAUCAUAUCGGGUAAAUGGUGUCUCUCUUCUGUAGUCUUUGAUAUGGGGCUUUGAUUGCAAUCAUAUUCAAGGUCAUGCAUAUGUAUUUGUACAGAAUAUAUUCUUAGAAUCGAUUACCUAAUAGCUUGUACAGAUUUGGUGAACUUUGCUAUAUGAGGAGUUAGUAUUAUAAGAUCAUCAUGCAUGCAAGUACUAAAGUUUCAGUUUAAUUAUACACCUUCUUUGAGAUGUUGUUGGCAAAUCAGAGUGUAAUCUUAAUUAUUUAGUAAUGCCAUCUUUGCAAAGUGAAA